Molecule: messenger RNA, 3248 nt
Organism: Thunnus maccoyii (southern bluefin tuna)
Lineage: Eukaryota; Metazoa; Chordata; Actinopteri; Scombriformes; Scombridae
Product: sodium- and chloride-dependent GABA transporter ine
Exons: 13
Coding region: 825-2618 (597 amino acids)
Biological process (GO): sodium ion transmembrane transport
Cellular component (GO): membrane
Source: RefSeq, a predicted model, not a curated record
UACAGACACUCAUUUCAUGUGUGACACACUGCACAUGUGUAACAAACUAGUCAUAAAAGACUUGAGAAGAAACAUAGUGUCUCUCUCUGCUUCUCCCUUUACUGCAGGACUUUGAAUUUGCUGUUGAUGUAAAGAUCUUGUUGUUACUGAAGCUGAAAUGUUAGAAGUAUAUGAGAGUAUUCAAAAUAGUGAUUUAUGAUAAAAAAUGAUUUAAGUUUAACCCCUGUCUUUUUUCCUUUGCUUGAGCUUCUUAAUCCUACAGAUAAUAAUUGUUGACCUUGUCAACAAUGUUGCCAGAAUUUCAAUAAAUUAAAAUGAGGCAGAAAAAUAAAGUGUGCAGAGACUUCUGGUGAUGCGCACUUGAAAUAAACUGACACUGAAGUUGAAGUUGAAGUUGAUGUGCUGUCAAUGCAUUUAGAAAAAGGUUACAAUGAUGUAAGAAGGGAAGACUUUUCACAUCCAACUUGGAGAGUUAGAUUUAGUUUUAAUUGUGUAUUGUGAAGUACUGUACAUUGUUUAAAAGCAAACAUGUUAACAUUGGUGUGCCAAAUGGUUACAAAGAAUCAUGUUAAACAAUCAGAUUUUACAAAUAAAAUCUUCAAAUUUCUGAUUAACCUCUAAGGAAUUGUAUACUGUAUGUUAUUCAAAACAACAAAUCUGAUGAUUUUUAUCACACUUUGACACAAACUUUUCCCUCUUUGAGAACCACGGAGCCACUGCUGCCACAUGCUGGACAACAUGGACAAUGCUGCUAAGCUAAUCAUUAAGGAUAAUAAAAGAAGGUUAUAUCACCCAGAGUCACUUAAGUCACAGCCAGCUUUUCCAUGGAGUUUGGGCCCAGACGAGCCACAGAGAAGACAGGAGGAGCAGACAUGGAUGAGCAACCCAGCAGACCAACAUGGAGCAGGCAGAUAGAGUUUACUCUGGCUGGCAUCGGCUGCGCUGUGGGCUUGGGCAACGUUUGGAGGUUCCCUUAUCUCUGCUACAGGAGUGGAGGAGGUGCCUUCCUGGUGCCAUACUUGCUUAUGCUGGUGGUGUUGGGGAUCCCUCUGCUCUACAUGGAGCUAACUGUGGGACAGUACAUGAGGAGAGGGCCUGUCCGUGCUCUGGCUAAUGUCUGUCCACUGUUAAAAGGAGUGGGCAUUGCAUCUGUUGCCAUCUCCUUCAUCAUGUGCACCUAUUACAAUGUCGUCAUCACCUGGGCCCUCUAUUAUCUCUUUAGCUCCUUCCAGGCACCGCUACCCUGGCAGAGUUGUAACAACACCUGGAACACACCUAACUGUACUAAUCACGCCACCAACAGCAGCUACACCUCCACAGCCAGCCAGGAGUUCUUCAAAUAUAAGAUGCUGGAGCAGACUGCAGGAGUGGAGGAGGCAGGAGUGAUACGGUGGGAGCUUUUCCUCAUUCUCCUGCUGGCCUGGAUCCUCAUUUACCUUUGCAUCUUUAAGGGUGUGAAAUCGACAGGCAAGGUGGUGUACUUCACGGCUCUGUUCCCGUAUGUUAUCCUCAUUGCUCUGCUGAUCAAUAACGCUCAGCUUCCUGGAGCAAUAGAUGGGAUAACUUUCUUCAUAGUGCCGGAGUGGGACAAGCUGCUCUCAGUGGAGGUGUGGGUGAAUGCUGCAGCUCAGAUUUUUAACUCCAUCGGGAUUGGUUUCGGCUCCCUCAUGGCCAUGUCCAGCUACAACUCCUUCAACAACAACGUUCUGAAGGACACACUGACUAUAUCCAUCAUCAACUCUGUCACUAGUAUCCUGGCAGGCUUUGUUAUUUUCUCUGGUUUUGGAUACAUGUCUCACUUGCAGGGCAUUCCUGUCAGCAACCUGGCUGUGGAUGGUCCAGGACUGGUUUAUGUUGUUUACCCACAAGCCUUUGCCAACAUGCCAGUGUCUCAGCUCUGGGCUGUGAUGUUCUUCUUCAUGCUUCUUUGCCUCGGACUGGACAGUGAGUUUGCAAUGGUUGAAGUGAUGGUGACCAGUCUCAUGGACGAAUUCGAUCAAAAGCUGAUUAAAUUCUUCAAGCGCAAGGAGCUGUUUGUUCUUGCAGUUUGUUGUGCAGCCAGCAUUCUUGGGAUUCCUUGUGUCAUGCAGGUGGGGAUCUAUGUUUUCCAGCUGAUGGACCAUUACACAGCCAUAGUGUCCAUCAUGUUUCUUGCGUUCUUUGAGGUUAUAGCCAUCUGUUGGAGUUAUGGUGUGAAUCGACUUUCAGACAACCUGGAAGAGAUGACUGGAAAGAGAGCAAACAUCUUCUUCAGGCUGUGUUGGUUAAUAGUUGCACCUGUGCUGAUCACUGUCAUCCUCAUUUUCUCCAUCAUCCAGUUCAAACCAGCUCGCUAUGGAGACUAUGUCUUCCCUCCCUGGGCUCAGGGGGUCGGCUGGGUCAUAGCCAUGGCCUCCAUCAUCUGGAUUCCUUUGGGUGCCAUUCACACAUUGUGGGUGUUACCUGGUUCAUUCAUGCAGAAACUGAAACUGUCCAUCGCACCAUAUGCCCUGAAUGAGACGUCAAAAAUGCCAUAUUAUGAAGGAGGAGGGAACAGAGGAGGCAGAUAUCCAGUCAUUGCCGUCAUCAGCUCCACCGUCUCUCUACCUGACAAACCUCCUGUUCAGACAAACCUCUGAUACCUCUGUGCUUUGCACAGUUAGUGUUCAUCAAACCACCAGCUGGAGCAGAUUUUUAAUAAGCACAAGUUAAUCACAAAUUAUGGUUACCAUUAAGUUGAAAUCUUUCACAAACCUCUGGUGAGACAGAUAAACAGAAAUAUACUAAAAAAAAAAAAAAAAUUUACAUGAUUGUGAAAAGGUAUUGCUGCAUAUCUGCCAUGCAGAUAUUUUAAAAUGGCCAUUUUUGUGAGCCUGUUUGUUUAAUUUGUGAUAUUUUGUUGAACUUCUGCUGCCCAUUUUUAAUACAAUAAGAUGUUGUGAACAGUCAGUGUUUAGAAUCUGUUAUUGUUGUGUGCAUCGUUAAUGUCUGACCUACACUUCCUCUGUUGCAAGACAGAACACCAAAGAAGUGGAGCUCAACUUCACUGCCUUGACUUUGUUUUGCUAAGGGUGCCAUCUCUUGGCCAUGUCUGUCAAUGCACUUAUGUGUGUUAAAUCUCAGAUAAGGUACUGUAUUCAGAUUUAGUACUGACAUUUUACCUAAUAAAAUGACAAGGAAACACCACUAUUUAACAUUUGUAGAUAACAGAGCUUAACUUUUAUAUUGAGCCAUGUUCUUUAAAAAUAAAUAAACCACUGUUGUUGAUU